CACUAUUCUUGCUCGCCCAGCGCUCACCUCGGACCAGUUGGUGCCUCUUACCUUCCGACUUCUCCGUAACGGCAGGAAGUCCGCGCGUGUUUCUUACGACUGGGUCCGGAAUCCAGCACAAUGGCUACGGCGGCUCUAGCAGAUUAUGCAAUUUUAGGCAUGAAAGUCCAUAAAUUAGACAUCCAAGAUCAGUGUUGCCAUCACAGCUUCUUCAACAGCUUCUUCAAUAGUUACAAUACCGACCGAUUUUACCCUCAUUUGAUCGGCAUUUACCACUGCGAUUGGAUCAAAUUCGAUUUGAGUUAUCUUGACAAUGGCUGCUGCUAACUCGUCGCUCCGCGCAGCUCGUCAGCUGCUGCCUCUCUCCCUCCUCGUGCUCCUCGCCGUCACCAGCGCAAGCGCAGCUCGGCCCGCAGCAGCCAGCGUCACCGCCGAUACCCUCGGCUCCGCUGCUGGAACUGGUACCCUGGAAUCUCCUCACAGGGUGGAGCGGAAACUUUUCAGCUGGGACGGGGUGACCGCGGAUCAGAUUAUUUCCGGCAGCCUGGGAAUUAUCGGCGGAAUUGAGGAUGAUGGUGAGGUGACAACGAAAGUGGUGGAGAUUUUCAUGAACGCGGGUUACAACGUGAUGGUCAUCAAGAGCAGCCACACGGUGGCGGGCGAGCCAUUCUACACCACGGUUGAGGUGGAGCACUUCUGGAGUAACUCGCAUUUUACGGUGUAUUUCAAGCAGGGACCCUUUGAGGUUGCGAAUACCGGAGAUGGCGGGUUUCAGAACUGGGCGUUCGGAGGGAACUGGCAGAGGGUUGGGGCUGAUGAUGAGGUGGUGCUUUUCCAGUGAUGACUGGAUGCGUUACAAGUUACAAAACACGGGGGCGGGGAGGGGACUAAGGUGGUCAUUCCACGUGGAUUGCCCUUAUGGGCGUUGUUGGGAGGAUGAUGCCAAGGGCAUGGGGGUUCUUGUCUUGAUACUGUACAGAUAGAGGCAGGGACGUGGUUAAAGCUGGGAUGGGAUAUGCGUGUAUCUUGUCUUUUGUGUAUGUAGAUUGUUGCUCUCUCUCAGGCUCUCAGAAACAACUGAAAUGAAAAUGCAUCUGGCGA
Molecule: messenger RNA, 1101 nt
Organism: Closterium sp. NIES-67
Lineage: Eukaryota; Viridiplantae; Streptophyta; Zygnematophyceae; Desmidiales; Closteriaceae
Source: the annotation of a GenBank genome assembly